Messenger RNA from Desarmillaria tabescens, 2310 nucleotides. RefSeq lists its product as uncharacterized. The record is from RefSeq and is a predicted model, not a curated record. The transcript has 9 exons. Bases 1 to 2277 code for a protein of 758 amino acids. NCBI's taxonomy places the organism in Eukaryota, Fungi, Basidiomycota, Agaricomycetes, Agaricales, Physalacriaceae.
AUGUCUAUUUCUUCUUCUUCAGACUCUGGCUUUUCGUCGGAUCAAUCUGAGUGUCCAUUGUCAUCAGUCUCCAAGUAUCCGCCAUGCGGACAAGAUUCUGUUCUAUGGCUCUUUUACAGAGGGAAGAGCCUGAAACCGGAUCCUCUCAGGCCCAAUUGCGGCACAUUCGCACAACCACCUCGAAAAAAGGUGCUGAUGAAGGCUCCUGACCCCUCAAUGCGUAGUAUGCUCAUUAUUCCGAUUCCAAACUGGCUUAAAGAUAUGAAAGACACGGAAGAGCAUGUACUUCCCCUCAUCCCAGACUCUCAUCUACAUGCUCUCACGCGGCAGGCUUCUGCAAUGUGUCGGCGCUAUCAAAAUAACUCUGAGUGUCACUUCGGAUGGCGGUCCUGCGAUACGGCAGAUACAUUUCCUUACGAAAUUCAUGUUGCUCGGGCAGUAUAUACUGCUCACAGUGUAUUGUUAAUCGCUACGAGUCCCUGUAUGGGGACAAUGCAACGGUUUCCCAUGCUCAGCUGGGCAACAACGCACGAUUCCUUCUUUCAAUCCGUCUGGGAAGACGUCCUUCGAGAGAGUGGAUUCCAUCUCGAGUUCAGACCAGUGUGGCCCGUGUUAUAUCUACAGGAAACCUCUCCAAGUACACACACUACUGCUCCAGAUGUCAUCAUAUCAUAUCGGGGUGUCCCUCUCUUCAUCGUCGAAUACGUGAAAGCUGAUCCCUCGCUCCUUGACAAAGCUAUCUAUCCUCACUUGCAACACCUCAUGGUGUCUAUGCAAUCAUCUCUAGCUGGGCGCAAAGAACUCCGGCCUGUAUUUGGCUUGCUGAUCUAUGAAGCAGAUGUAAUAACUGUAUAUGGUUAUAUUCGCGACAACAAGUUCUAUUCAAAGACGACCGGUAAAAUAGAUAGUCCGGUAUUUGAUUUGAGAAAACCCUUUGAUGUGUUGGCUCUUCGUAUGAUGAUUUCCAACUCGCACUCCUACGCACAAAAGAUGUCCGAAGCUGAGAUCGUGAGUACAAAAAUUCGACCUAUACCGUGUGGAUCUCCGGGAUAUAAUCGGGCGUAUCUUGGACCAUUUGCUGUCCUUAUAGAUGACCAAGCAAAUAGAUUGCACGAGGCUGACGCGCUUCAAUGGAUGCUUUCUCGACGAGUACGACUCACUGAGUCUAUCGACUCAUCGAAUCACGGACUUUCCGACUCGUCCAUUUCUUGGGUAUCGCUGUUCGUCUGCUGCGAUAUCCCUACUGCAUUAGAUGACGACCUGAUUCUCGACUGUGCUCGUUGCCUCACCCAACGGCAAAAUCGUGCUCUUGACCAGCUCAAACAUGACCUUUUGCAAUUAGACAACGCGCUUUAUACACACGGGCUCGUCUCGUCCUCUCCACCCGACACGGACCGUACAGCCUUGAUACUAGACACGCAACGAGCUGCUUCUUUCUUCGCUAGCAUUCAAGACACGUUCGGAACCGAGUACAUCAAAGAAAAGCCGUGUCCAACCAGGUGGUCUAUCUUGUUGAACUCAUUUCUGACCGCAGCAUGGGCGGAUAUAAGGGCCAAAGGCCCCAAUAUCGUCGAGUUUCAGUGCUACCCGUCUUGGUCAAUGCAUCGUAAGGUCCAGAUAAAUACCAUCGAAGACGCGGACCCGACGCCUCACCAAGAAAUAACUCCUGAUGCGGCAUUCAUCAUCAAACCGGAUUUUGUCUUUGGUGAUGCUGCAUUCUCCAAGUACACAUAUGAAGAGCAGUUUGAGUUUUCCGAUGAGCUCUCGGUAGGAGCGGAUCCUUCGAUCUAUACAGGGACGACAUCGCAUUCCCAGGUUCCUAUCCUGAUAGUGGAAUACGUGAGGGAUUAUAGUCCACAGGCACGGAAAUCGCACCUGGUUCACUUGUCGAUGGCGAUGAAAUCUGCGAUGGGGUUACUCCACGCUCUGGUGUUGCCUCCUAUUGUUCUGGGACUUCUUGUGGAUGGCUUUCGUAUUACUGUUGUCUGUUGUUCGGGGUCAGAGGCUGAGGAUCUGGUCACCGAACUCCCUGAAAAGUAUGAUUUCGACCUGCUCAAACCGAUAGACGUUUUUCGGCUACGGCGGUGUAUGCGCAAUGUUUGGAAGCUUGCACACGAGAUUGAAAGAUUAGAUCGAGCUGCUCACGUUCAAGUAGAAAAGUCGAUAUCUUCAGGUGCAUUUCCUUGGUGGAAAGCGAGCUCAGACCGACAUCUGGGUAGUACCCAAACGAAGGAUACCAUCCGUGGCUGGUGUCAGGAUGCUGCAUCCACAAUGUGAGAUUGGUUGUUGUCUACGAUUGAAGACAAAGAG